GUUGAAAGAGGCAGCCCCAAGAGUUGUUUCCUAUUCCUGGGUUAUGUUUUAUGUGAAAUAAACUGGGUCAGUGUCCUCUCUGAUGCCUGGAAUCCCAAUCCUCAUCCCGAGACUCACAACAUGAUUGUCUGUUUGCUGUAUAUGAUGGUCCUGUUGGCAAAGGAGGAACAGCUUAUAGGCAGAGAGGAAUCACCAGUAAUUAAUCUCCUUGGACAGACCAGCUCCCUCCCUUGGCAACUUGUGGGCAUCUCAUCCUAUCAGAGCAUCAUCGACUACUGCAAUAGCCAUUAUCCUCCUUCUGUUAUCCUUGCCCAGGAUACAGCAGCUGAACUGGUAGUGAAGCUCCUAAAAAUAUCAGCAGGCUUUGGUGCAUCUUCAGACAGUCACAUCCACCUUGAUGCAACGCUGAAAUGCCGAGCGUACAUUCACCAAGUGAUUCAAUUUCUUAGCACCUUAGAACAAAGCGGAAAGAUUACUCUUGCAGUGUUGGAGCAAGAAAUGUCCAAGCUACUAGAUGAUAUAAUCAUCUUUAAUCCUCCAGGUUUGUAUUAA
This is a messenger RNA of Tinamus guttatus (white-throated tinamou), 552 nucleotides long. Lineage: Eukaryota; Metazoa; Chordata; Aves; Tinamiformes; Tinamidae. The record is from RefSeq and is a predicted model, not a curated record.